CUCCUGUUUCCCUCCCGUCGCCGCGACCCGGUAGUCGACAGACCACGUUGAGAGCUGCCGAGACACCGUAGAACUGUACGAGCUUCCGGGAUUCACCUCGGCGGCGGCGACUCUUCUCUGACGCCCACGGGCACGAGGUUUGGAUCUCAGGCGUCCUGUCUGCCAGGCCCGCGGUGGCGCGUGACUCUCCAUCGCUGGGUUAGGGGCCACCAGUGGCUGCUUUCUUUUAAAAUGGUGGUAAAGAAGAGGAAAGAAAUACAAGUUACUGCAUUGACCAUUUGUCAUCAGGACCUUGAAACUUUGAGAACUUUGGCUGAUGUGGAAAGAGAAAAUCUGGCUUCUUUGCUAUUACAUUGUGUACAACUCAGCGAUGGAGUGUCACAAAUUCGUUAUGUUAAACAGAUUGUGCCUUUACUGGAGAAGGCAGAUAAAAACGGCAUGUGUGAUCCCACUAUUAGAAGUUGCCUGGAUAUUUUAGCAGGCAUUUAUCUUUCUUUGAGUCUAAAGAAUCCCUUGAAGAAAGUCUUGGCAAGCUCACUAAAUUGCCUGCCUGAAUUUUUUCUUACUGAGGCCAUACAAAGUUUUACUUCUCGUCUUCAGGGAGAAUUGAAUACUACUGAUCUAUACUCUUAUAGGAAAGUAAUUGACAAUAUAUCUUCCUGUAUGGAGAACUUUAAGUUGGGUAUAACAAGCAUUAAUAAUCUUCUUGAAAAUGUGCUUCAUUUUCUACAGAAGAGUUUAAUUGAAAUCACAGAAGAAAAUAGAAAAUUUGCUGGAAAUCAUAUUGUUCAAACGCAGUUGAUGAAUGACUUAUUGGUAGGCAUUAGAGUUUCAGUAAUGUUAGUACAGAAAGUUCAAGGCCUCCAGAGAAUUAAUUCAAACGUUUCCAGUUCUCCCACAUGGCAGAGUAUGUGUGAACUGCUGAGUAUUUUUACCAAGUUUUUAAAUGAUGAUGACCUCUUGCAGACAAUUCACAGUACAUCUGGAUUAGCUGUUAUUCUUUUUAUUAAGGCUAUGUUUCAUCCACCUGAAAAGAUUCCUGAUUUGAUUAGUAGUUUGCUUCUCUGUUCUGUGGACUGCACGAGCGCCCCGGAGUGGUUUGUGCACUCCUGCAGGAGCCUCUGUGGUGCUGAUGUCUCCGAGUCAGCUCUCCUGUUCCUGUGUCAGGGGACACUCACCAUGUUGGACUGGCAGAAUGGGAGGAUGGGCCCACGUGGGGAGGCCCUGCUCUUGGAUACUGUGCAUGUUCUGUUCACCUUGAGUUCACAGAUCAAGGAAUCAACUCUAGAAAUGUUUCUGUCUAGAAUUUUGGCAUCUUGGACUAACUCUGCCAUACAUGUUCUUGAAUCAAGCUCCCCAAGCCUAAAGGACAGUCUGAAUGGGAAUGCAAGCAUAGCUAGAAGACUUUUGGAAUAUGUCUAUACCCACUGGGAACACCCAUUGGAUGCUUUGAGACACCAAACCAAAAUCAUAUUCAGAAACAUUCUCCAAAUGCACCAGCUCACUGUUGCAGAGUCAAAGCUAGAAAAAUCAGAUUUGGCUGCUGAUCCUUUCAUUUUUGAACUGACCCAGAGUCUCCUGCGAUUGGAAUGGCAUAUUAAAGGGAAAUACAUAUGCCUUGGUUGUUUAGUAGAUUGCAUAGGAACUGAACAUAUUUUGGCAUUAGCUAAAACUAUUCCAUCGCAAAUCUUAGAGGUGAUGGGAGACCAGUCAUUGGUACCUUAUGCAAGUGACCUCUUAGAAGCCAUGUUUAAAAAUCAUAAGAGUCAUUUGAAAUCUCAGGCUGUCGACAGUACUUGGAUUGAUCAGUGGCAUGAGACUUGGGUUUCUCCUCUCCUUCACAUACUGUGUGAAGGAAAUCUGGAUCAAAAAUCUUAUGUGAUUGAUUAUUACUUGCCAAAAUUAUUGAAUUGCAACCCUGAAAGCUUAAGCUACAUGGUAAAGAUUCUUCAGACUUCUGCUGAUGCUAAAACUGGGUCAUAUAAUAGUAGAGGGGCUCUGGGAGCUUUGAUGGCAUGUCUGCGAACAGCUAGAGCUCAUGGACAUCUUCAGUCUGCAACGGAUGCCUGGAGGAGUCUUGUGUCCAGUGCAAAAAUAAAGCAGGGCUUAAUUCAUCAGCACUGCCAAGUACGGAUAGAUACACUAGGCUUGCUUUGCGAAAGUAAUCGAAGCACCGAAAUUGUUUCCAUAGAAGAAAUGCAGUGGAUUCAAUUCUUUAUCACAUACAAUCUUAACAGUCAGUCUCCAGGAGUGCGGCAACAGAUUUGUUCUCUUCUUAAAAAGUUGUUUUGUAGGAUACAGGAAAGUUCUCAGAUGCUUUAUAAACUGGAGCAAAAUAAAUCCAAACAUGAACCAGAGAAUGAGUUAAUCAAACAGCACCCUUCUGUUUCUUUACAUCAGUAUAAGAAUUUCAUGUCAUCCAUUUGCAACAGCCUUUUUGAAGCAUUGUUUCCUGGCUCUUCCUACCCAACUAGAUUUUCAGCUUUAACCAUUUUAGGCUCAAUAGCUGAAGUUUUUCCUGUCCCAGAAGGUCAAGUCCAAACAGUGUAUCAGCUGAGUCAUGAUAUUGAUGUUGGUCGUUUCCAAACACUAAUGGAAUGUUUUACUAGCACUUUUGAAACAGUGAAACUUUUAGCAUUUGAUCUUCUGAUGAAGUUACCAAGAACAUUUAUACAAUUUCAGGAUUCAGAGAAACUGCAAGACUUAUUCCAGGCAGCACUGGCUCUCAGCACCAGCACCAAACCAUAUGACUGUGUAACGGCUUCCUACCUGCUGAACUUCUUAAUCUGUCAGAAUGCCCUGCCGUCAUCUCUGUCGGCCUAUGUAAAAGCUCAGCAGGCUGCAUGUGGAAAUGGAGAUAAGUCUGCUGCUGUGGUAGAAAGGAACACAUUGAUGGUUAUCAAAUGCUUGUUGGAAAAUCUUGAGGAAGAAGUAUCUCAGGCUGAAAAUUCGUUGCUUCAGGCAGCAGCUUCAUUUCCAAUGUAUGGGCGAGUCCACUGUAUAACAAGGGCUUUCCAGAAGUUACCUCUAAACAGCCUGCAGUUGGUGAGUGAAUGGAGACUUGUGGUGCAGCAGCUCCUUCUGAUGUCCUACAGGCUUUCUGCUGUGGUGGCUCCCGUCAUUCAGAGCUCAUCCCCAGAAGGCCUCAUCCCAAUGGACACUGAUUCAGAGUCAGCAAGCCGCUUACAGAUGAUUCUGAAUGAGAUUCAGCCACGAGAUACUAAUGAUUAUUUCAAUCAAGCCAAAAUAUUGAAAGAACAUGAUAGCUUUGAUUUGGAGGACUUGAAUGCCAAUGUACCAAAUAUUGAUACUUCUGCAGAAAUCAAAGGUAAAGAAGAAAAAACAUGUGAUGUAACCGCUCAGAUGGUGCUGGUAUGCUGUUGGAGAAGUAUGAAGGAAGUUGCUUUACUUCUAGGCACACUGUGCCAGCUUCUACCCAUGCAAUCCGUGCCAGAAUGUUCUGAUGGAUUACUGACUGUGGAGCAGGUAAAAGAAAUAGGAGAGCACUUUAAACAACACCUUUUACAGUCCAGGCACAGAGGAGCAUUUGAAUUGGCUUACACGGGCUUUGUGAAACUCACUGAAAUACUAAACAGAUGCCCUAAUGUGAGUCUGCAAAAGCUACCAGAACAGUGGUUACGGAAUGUUUUAGAGGAAAUUAAAUGCAGUGAUCCUUCAUCUAAACUCUGUGCUACAAGGCGCAGUGCUGGAAUUCCUUUCUACAUACAGGCACUGUUGGCAUCUGAACCUAAGAAAGGCAAAAUGGAUUUGUUGAAAACAACAAUGAAAGAGUUAAUCUCUUUGGCUGGGCCUACUGAUGACUCACAGAGUACAGUUCCCCAGGUUCAUGCUUUAAAUAUUCUUAGAGCCUUGUUCAGAGAUACACGUCUGGGAGAAAAUAUUAUUCCUUAUGUUGCUGAUGGAGCUAAGGCUGCAAUUCUGGGCUUUACAUCACCAGUCUGGGCAGUGAGAAAUUCAUCCACACUUCUCUUCAGUACCUUGAUCACAAGAAUAUUUGGAGUUAAAAGAGGAAAGGAUGAACUUUUCAAAAAAAAUACAAUGACAGGGAGUGAAUUUUUUUCUCGUUUCCCGGAACUCUACCCUUUUCUUCUCAAGCAGUUAGAAGCUGUAUCCAAUACUGUGGACAGUGACAUAGGAGAACUAAACCGUCAGCCCAGCAUGUUUCUCUUACUGUUGGUGUUGGGGCGACUCUACCCUUCCCCGAUGGACGGCACCUGUUCUGCACUCAGCAUGGCACCUUUUAUCCCCUUCAUUAUGAGAUGCGGUAACUCACCUGUCUACCGCUCUCGUGAAAUGGCAGCUCGUGCCUUGGUUCCAUUUGUUAUGAGAGACGAAAUCCCCGCUACCGUCCAAACUCUGUUGGCCAAACUCCCCAAUUGCACUGACCAGUGUUUCCGGCAAAACCAUAUUCAUGGGACGCUUCUCCAGGUUUUUCAUUUGUUACAAGCCUUCUCGGACUCCAAACACAGAAUGAAUGCGCACUUUCAGCAGGAGCUGGCUGAUGUUGCUGUUUGUACCACAGCCAAGCUCUGGCUGGCCAAGAGGCAAAAUCCAUGUUUGGUGACCAGAGCUGUGUAUAUUGAUAUCCUCUUCCUGUUGACUCGCUGCCUUGACAAACCCACAAAAGGCAACCAGCCAGUUCUGGAGCAUCUUGGCAUAUGGGAGGAAGUCAGAAAUAUCAUCUCAAGAUCAGAGCUAAUAACAGGAUUCCCCUAUACCUUCACGGUGCCAGGCCUACCUCAGUACCUCCAGAGCCUCACCAAACUAGCCAUCGCUGCCGUGUGGGCAGUGGCAGUCCAGCCUGGAGAACAGACACGGGACGUUCCCAUCUCCUUCUCUCAGCUGUUAGAGUCUUCUUUCCCUGACGUGCGCCUGCUGACACUGGAAGCCCUGUUGGAAAGGUUUUCAGCAGCAGCCUCGGGAUUAGGAGAGAAGGAACUGCCACCCUUGUUGUGGAAUAUGGGAGGGACGUUCUUGAUGUUGGCAAUGAAGGAAAAUCACCCAGAAUGCUUCUGUAAGAUACUGAAAAUUCUCCAUUGCAUGGACCCCAGUGAAUGGCUUCACCAGACGGAACACUGUAUCCAUCUAACCCCAAAGGAGUUCUUGAACUGGACCAUGGAUAUUGCUUCCAAUGAAAGGUCUGAAAUUCAGAGUGCAGCUCUGAGGCUUGCCUCCAAAGUGAUUGUCCACCAUAUGCGGACGAGUGAAGAGACCAGGGACUCUAUGGCCCCCAAACUGAAGCAGUGGGUUCAGUUGGUCGUCUCAUCUUGUGGAGAUCACCUUCCCACGGAGUCCAGGCUGGCCACCGCUGAAGUCCUCACCAGCACCACACCAUUUUUCCUCACCAACCCCCAUCCCGUGCUUGGACUGCAGGAUACACUUGCCCUUUGGAGGUGUGUCCUCACCCUCCUGCAGAGUGAGGAGCCAGCUGUCAGAGACGCCGCCACGGAAACAGUGACGACCGCCAUGUCCCAAGGCAACACCUGCCGGUCAACAGAAUUUGCCUUCUGCCAGGUGGAUGCCUCCAUCGCACUGGAUAUGGCCCUGGUUGUGCUGUGUGACCUGCUCCAGCAGUGGAACCAGCUAGCUCCUGCACUCCCAGUCCUGCUGGGAUGGCUGUUGGGAGAGGGCGAUGACCUCAUGGUCUGUGUGGAGAGCGAGCAUCAGGUGGAAGAAGACUACCUGUUUGAAAAAGCAGAAAUCAACUUUUGGGCUGAGACCCUGAUCUUUGUGAAAUACCUCUACAAGAACCUCUACCAUCUCCUCUCCAAGUCCAGCUGGCAUCCCCUGAGCCCUGAGAGGCUCUGUCAUCUUCAAAGGACAGCGUCAGAGCAGUGCCACCUCCUUUCCCAGCUCUUGAAAGAGCUGCCACCACCUGCUGCGUUCCUGAAGACAGUGGAGUUCACGAGACUGCGCAUUCAGGAGGAAAGGACCUUGGCUUGCCUGAGGCUGCUGGCCUUUUUGGAAGGAAAGGAAGGGGAAAACACCCUAGUUCCCAGUGCUGCUGACUCUCCAGCAGAAGCAAAUCAGUUAACUCUUCCAGGAACAGAAAUGGCUUGUUGAAGAAAGAAGACUUGCUGGAGGGUGAGGGGGGGCGGGGUGGGGUAAAGGUGGAUUAGUCCCCACUAAACCUGCAGGAAAUAUGUUGAACAUAAAUUCACUUUUUUUUUUUUUUUUGCCCUUCAUACCUCCCCGACUUCUGUGAGUCCAGUCUUUCUACAGAGGAGUUUUUCAUCAGUUCACUCAUUCAAGGCAGCCUGGUUUAUUGCAGCUACUGUAGGAAGUGAGGCUACCUCGUUGAAUAUUUGCUCUGUUCCCAGGUGCAGGCCACCUGUGGGCCUGAAUUAGUCUUUUUCAUCCCCCCCAGGACCUCUAAUGUCCAGCCAUAGCCAGCCUGCAUUUUCUGUGAAUUGACUGCUUAGAAUUGGGUUUUGACACAUGAUUCCCACCUCCCCCCCCUUUUUUUUUUGGCUGGAUGUAGGAGCUGGAUUCGUUGGCAAACGGCCCAUUUGGUCAGAAUUCUAAACUUUAUUCCAUUUUAGCUAAAGCAGAAAUAUGUUCCAAAUGUUGGAUGGAUCCUGAGAGUAUUAAGGAUCAACUUCAUACAAAUAUGGUUUUCAUUAUUGCCCGCAUGUGUGAGUCCUGAGUGACCUACACAUGCCAUUCUAAUUAUUAAAAGAGCCAUUGAGAGCUCCUACCCCAGAAAAAGGUGUUUGUGCUAAUACUAGGAUACCUGAUUUAGCUGCCCAGUGAAAGCAUAGCCUCUUGGCUGUUAGAAGGAACCUGGGGAAAGGAGAGCCAGAAUAAAUGGUGUAUUUGAUGCCUACACUGUUUACUAUCAUUUUCUUAGUGACAAUAACAAAGGGUUUCUUAUUUAGGAGCCAGAAAAUACAUUGAUCCAUUUCAGUGAUUGAAUCUAGCAAGCCUAAGGGUUUUCUUCCUCAGACUCCCAGCAGGUGUCACUCUUGCAUACAUUUUGCUGCUGGUCCUGUUUUUCAUUGACUUGCCAUUUUUAAUUUAUCUCAGAGUAACUGUAACCCUCAGGCAGUUAUCUUGAAAUUCGUAGCUUGGAUGGGUCAUAGCCUCAUCCACAUUCAUUUUUCAUCCUAGUUAUCUGAAAAAGCCAUUUCAGCAAUCGUACAUAAACCUGGCCCAGCUUUUAGGAUCUGUAAAUAUUUUAAAAUACUUUUCAGGUGAGCAGUCUCUUAGAAUUAUAUUAUUGAUGUUUGAGGGUCUGAAGAGGCAGUUUAGAGAAGAGAGAGUUUGAUAUGGUCAUUUCCUACUGCAGAAAGGCUUUUAUUUCAGGUAUAAUUUGUCUCUCUCUGAAAGAAAACCACCUAACACUAAAAAUACAGCCACACUAGAAGUAUAAAGAAAUGGCUCUUUAGGGAGGGAGAAAAGUUGACUUAGUGUCCAAAGUUUUGUCUUAGCGAGAAUAGGCGAUUCCUUUGCUGGUUUUGCACCAUUCAGCUCAAAGUGUGGUGUGUGUUUUUUUGUGAUCCUAAAUUAAUUUCCUGGUUAGGCAUCUGUGUGACUCACGUACACUUGAUGGGAGGUUGCCAACCUAAUAUUUCUUUUGUUCUGAGAAGGCCUGGCUGGUGAGAAGUCAGGGAAUUGUUGGCAUGAUGUGCUGAUAACCAUGGUAGAAUAUUAUGAAACUGGCCCCAGCAAAGUCAAGCAUUCCCUUUUUUUCUCCAUUUAAAAUGAAAUACAAGCAGUUGCAUAAUAAAAAAAAUGUUUUACACCAGCAGGGACUCUGUACCAAAGCAUGAACUAUAGCAUGUUUAUAUGUUAUCUACAGAAUCCUUCUACCAAGCCUGCAAAGUGGGUGUUUACAUAGCUGUUGACUAGGCAGAAUUACCCUAGGAUUUGAUCUUGGCUGGUUGUGGACAGCCUGGAAGGACAGGAGGGACAGAUGUGUCACUGGUUUUGUAUCUGAAAUCCUGUUGCUCACCUCCAAUACCAGUGGCUAGGGAAAUGGCUAUCCUACACUUUCCUGAUUCCCAGGGAAACUGUAGAAUACCCUACUGUCAGGGCCACCGUCAAAUUGUUGUCUUUGGGGUUAUUUCAACAAAGAACAAAACAGAACAGCCAGGGUUCUAGGAGCGUCAGCAGCAGCACUACUUUGUGAUGUGAUUAGCAAAGCCAGCUCUAUCUAGGGGCCAGGGAAGGCUGGGUCAGUCAUAAGAAUGAAACAGUCACCCAAAGGCAAUAGUGUGGUAAAGGC
Myotis myotis is the source of this 8248-nucleotide messenger RNA. It is a transcript of the gene THADA, whose product is annotated as THADA armadillo repeat containing. Gene Ontology annotation, cellular component: cytosol. Gene Ontology annotation, biological process: tRNA methylation. The transcript has 38 exons. The coding region runs from base 232 to 6084 and encodes 1950 amino acids. The record is from RefSeq and is a predicted model, not a curated record. NCBI's taxonomy places the organism in Eukaryota, Metazoa, Chordata, Mammalia, Chiroptera, Vespertilionidae.